Messenger RNA from Lucilia cuprina (Australian sheep blowfly), 1736 nucleotides. Its product is annotated as alanine--glyoxylate aminotransferase 2, mitochondrial. The transcript is spliced from 5 exons. The record is from RefSeq and is a predicted model, not a curated record. Gene Ontology annotation, biological process: glyoxylate catabolic process. Gene Ontology annotation, molecular function: L-alanine:glyoxylate transaminase activity; pyridoxal phosphate binding. NCBI's taxonomy places the organism in Eukaryota, Metazoa, Arthropoda, Insecta, Diptera, Calliphoridae. Gene Ontology annotation, cellular component: mitochondrion. Bases 1 to 1503 code for a protein of 500 amino acids.
AUGAAUUUGACCCAUUCCGCUCGCCUAGCACGAUGCUCCUCAACUUUACAUUCCAAAGCCGCAACGGCUAGCAUACCUUUAGUACAAAACGAAAUGCCUGAUUGUGAUUAUCAGCCACCUCAGUAUCAGGGACCAAGUUAUGAAAAUAUUCAAGAACUGCGUAAAAAUCAUUUGACACCCAAUAUUCAGGCUUACUACAAGAAACCUUUGCUAAUACAUAGUGGUCAUAUGCAAUGGCUGUUCGAUCAUGAUGGUAGUCGUUAUUUGGAUAUGUUUGGUGGUAUUGUUACCGUUUCGGUGGGACAUUGUCAUCCUAAAGUCAACAAAGCGUUGGAGGCACAAAUUAAAAAUCUCUGGCACACCACCAACAUUUAUAUGCACCCCAAAAUCCAUGAAUAUGCGGCCCGUUUAACAGCCAAAUUCCCCGGUGAUUUAAAGGCCGUCUGUUUUGUUAACUCUGGAUCAGAGGCCAAUGAUAUGGCAAUGUUAAUGGCCCGUCUUCAUACCGGUAAUCAAGACAUACUUACCUUACGUAAUUGUUAUCACGGCAUGUCUCCCUAUACCAUGGGCUUGACGGCCCAUUCCACUUGGCGUUUCCCUUUGCCGGGUAUUUCGAAUGGUAUACAUCAUGUUAUGAAUCCAGAUCCAUAUCAGGGUAUAUGGGGUGGUGCACAUUGUCGCGAUUCACCCAUACAAACGGAUAGAAAGUGUGAUUGUACUUUAGAGGGUGGUUGCAAGGCUAGCGAUUUGUAUUAUAAAGAAUUGGAACAAACCUUCAAAUAUUCUUUGCCUAGAGGUAAAGUGGCGGCUAUGUUUGCCGAGUCUAUACAGGGUGUAGGUGGUACAGUACAAUUCCCUAAGGGUUAUAUAAAAAAGGCAGCUGAAUUGGUGAGAGCUAAUGGUGGUUUGUUUAUAUCCGAUGAAGUACAAACUGGGUUUGGACGUACCGGCGAACAUUUCUGGGGCUUUGAGGGACAUGGCAUAAUACCAGAUAUAGUAACAAUGGCUAAAGGCAUUGGUAAUGGUUUUCCUAUGGCUGCUGUGGUUACUACACCCGAAAUAGCCAAAUCUUUGGGCAUGGCUUUACAUUUCAAUACCUAUGGUGGCAAUCCUAUGGCCAGUGCUGUAGGUAUUUCUGUUUUGGAUGUUAUUGAAGAGGAACAGCUACAAAAGAAUUCCUUAGAAGUGGGCACUUAUUUCCUUAAAUGUUUAGCUGAUUUGAAAGAACGUUAUGAAAUCAUUGGUGAUGUUCGAGGCAAGGGUCUUAUGAUUGGCGUGGAAAUGGUAACAGAUCGUGAAACUAAAACCCCAUUAAGUGUGCCUCAUGUUUUAGAGAUUUGGGAAACUUGCAAAGAUAUGGGAGUGUUGUUUGGAAGAGGUGGUCUAAAUGGCAAUAGUUUACGCAUUAAACCUCCCAUGUGUAUUACUAAAUCGGAUGUUAAGUUUGCUGUGGAUGUUCUCUCUAGAGCUAUUACGGAAUUUAUGAAGAAAUAUGAAAAUUAAGUCGGCUCGAUAGAGUUUUAAUAAUUGGUUGAAAAAAAUAUUGGCUUAAAUAGUUUAGAGUUUAAAUGGUUGCCAAGGUUUUAGCAAAUCUUUCAUUUUAAGAUUUUGUACUUAUUGCAUUUAUAUACAUAUUUUAGCUAAAUAAUUUUUUUAGUUUUUAAGUUAUAAAAUAAUUUUUAAAUAAACAAUUUUUUCUUUGAGAUUAUGAAUAAAAGCUUACCUGUUUACACCGA